CUCUAUAAGAAGUGGCGGCCGCAGUCCGGCCUCAGCGCUGUCUGCUAAAUUUACGGUGGUGUUACUGUAUAAGGAGAGGCCGCGAGCCGCCGCCGUUGCUGCCUCACGAUGCCAUCAAUUAAACUGCAGAGUUCUGAUGGAGAAAUAUUUGAGGUUGAUGUGGAAAUUGCAAAGCAGUCUGUAACAAUCAAGACAAUGUUGGAAGAUUUGGGGAUGGAUGAUGAAGGGGACGAUGAUCCUGUUCCUCUUCCAAACGUUAAUGCAGCUAUAUUAAAAAAGGUAAUUCAAUGGUGCACCCACCAUAAAGAUGAUCCACCUCCCCCUGAAGAUGAUGAGAACAAAGAGAAACGAACAGAUGACAUACCUGUGUGGGACCAGGAAUUCCUUAAAGUAGAUCAAGGAACUCUCUUUGAACUUAUCCUGGCUGCAAACUACUUAGACAUCAAAGGCUUACUUGAUGUGACAUGCAAGACUGUUGCAAACAUGAUCAAGGGAAAAACACCAGAAGAAAUUCGCAAGACUUUUAAUAUCAAGAAUGACUUCACUGAAGAAGAAGAGGCCCAGGUACGCAAAGAAAACCAGUGGUGUGAAGAGAAGUGAAGUCUUGUUCCUGACACAUAACAACACUACUAAUGGCUUCUUAGAACUACAGGAUGUCUUGGAAAGCCAGUAGGAAGAGUUGCUUGGGAUUUCUUCCAUUCCAUAUCUUUUGUGUUGGUGACAACUGCCAAGAAGCCCUGUUAGCUUUGCUUGUUAAUAGUCAAUUCUGGUGGCAUAAUGUAGGCUUUACAAAGGCAGUGAGAGCCGGGCAGCUGAACCCCUUUUACAGCCAGAUAACAAAGGUUAUGCUCCUUGAUGGAAAUUGCAGUUAUGUGCUUAUUCCCCAAAGCCGACAGAUUAAACCCUGCUAUGUGAUCAAAAACAGAGAACCAAAGUUAACAUUUGUUAGACGGUGAAUGUUGGUGCCUGCCAAUAGGCAAGCUACAGUAUUUUCCUAUAGCCUUUUGAUAUCUUUUAUAGUUUUGUGAAAGUCUUAGUCUGCAAUGCUGAACAUGAAGUUGGGUGGCAGUGACUUGUCACUGUGCAAACAAUGCGAUACUGAUGUGUCAUUUGAUGGUUGUUUAGGAAAAAAACCACUUGCAAGUAGCUGAGGAACUUUUUUCAGUUUUUACAAUUCCCUUGUAGGGAUUAGGGGGAUGAUAUGCAGUAAGCAGUGAAGUGUUCCUUUAGCUUGUAUUGCAUUCCAUUUUCUGUAUGCACAAUAGAAUAAAACCUUAAUAAAUAUUCUUCACUUCAAAGAUCA
This is a messenger RNA of Elgaria multicarinata webbii, 1303 nucleotides long. RefSeq names its product S-phase kinase associated protein 1 (gene SKP1). The record is from RefSeq and is a predicted model, not a curated record. Gene Ontology annotation, cellular component: cytoplasm; nucleus. Gene Ontology annotation, molecular function: cullin family protein binding. The transcript has 7 exons. Bases 109 to 600 code for a protein of 163 amino acids. Lineage: Eukaryota; Metazoa; Chordata; Lepidosauria; Squamata; Anguidae. Gene Ontology annotation, biological process: SCF-dependent proteasomal ubiquitin-dependent protein catabolic process.